Danio rerio (zebrafish) is the source of this 4048-nucleotide messenger RNA. The record is from RefSeq and is a predicted model, not a curated record. NCBI's taxonomy places the organism in Eukaryota, Metazoa, Chordata, Actinopteri, Cypriniformes, Danionidae.
AGUCAAACCUUAAUGUUCACAUGAGAGUUCACACUAGGGAGCAACUUUUCACCUGCGAACAGUGUGGAAAGAGUUUUGGUCAAAAACAAAGCUUUAAAGCCCACAUGAGAAUUCACACUAGAGAAAGGUUGUACACAUGCCAACUGUGUGGAAAAAGCUUUUAUCAUGCUGGACACUUUGCAGCACACAUGAGAAUUCACACUGGAGAGAAGCCUUUUAGCUGUAAGCAGUGUGGAAAGAGUUUUAGUCAAAAGCCAAACCUUGAUGUUCACAUGAGAGUUCACACAGGGGAGAAACCUUACACCUGCGAACAGUGUGGAAAGAGUUUUAGUCAAAAACGAAGCUUUAAAGCCCACAUGAGAAUUCACACUGGAGAGAGGCCGUACACAUGCCAACAGUGUGGAAAAAGCUUCUGUCAUGCAAGAAACUUGGAAGUGCACAAAAGAAUUCACACUGGAGAGAAGCCUUUCAGCUGUAAACAGUGUAGAAAGAAUUUCAGUACAAAGCUAAACCUGAUUGCUCACAUGAGAGUUCACACUAGGGAGAAACCCUACACCUGCGAACAGUGUGGAAAGAGUUUAGGUAAAAAACAAGACCUUUACAUCCACAUGAGGAUUCACACUGGAGAGAAACCUUACACAUGCACAGAGUGUGGUAAAAGUUUCCCACAUAAAAACACACUCAAUCACCACAUGAGAACUCACACUGGAGAGAAGCCGUUUGCAUGUGCUCAGUGUGGAAAGAGCUUCACAACCAAAUUUAGCCUCAAGAACCACAUGAGGAUCCACACUGGAGAGAAACCAUUCACAUGCACUCAGUGUGGGAAGAGUUUCAACCGCUCAUCACACCUUAAUAUACACAUGAGGAUCCACACUGGAGAGAAACCAUUCACAUGCACUCAGUGUGGGAAGAGUUUUAGCCAAUCAUCAUACCUUAAUCUACACAUGAGGAUCCACACUGGAGAGAAACCAUUCACAUGCACUCAGUGUGGGAAGAGUUUCAAUUGCUUAGCACACCUUAAUAAACACAUGAGGAUCCACACUGGAGAGAAACCAUGGACAUGCACUCAGUGUGGGAAGAGUUUCAGCCAAUCUUCAUCUCUUAAACACCACAUGAGGAUCCACACUGGAGAGAAACCAUUCACAUGCACUCAGUGUGGGAAGAGUUUCAGCUGCUCAUCAGACAUUAAUAGACAUAUGAGAAUCCACACUGGAGAAAAGCCAUUCACAUGCACUCAAUGCGGGAAGAGUUUCAGCCAAUCGUCAUCCCUUAAUCACCACAUGAGGAUCCACACUGGAGAAAAGCCAUUCACAUGCACUCAAUGCGGGAAGAGUUUCAGCCAAUCGUCAUCCCUUAAUCUACACAUGAGGAUCCACACUGGAGAGAAACCAAUCACAUGCACUCAAUACGGGAAGAGUUUCAGCCAAUCAACAUUCAUUAUUAUUCACAUGAGGAUCCACACUGGAGAGAAACCAUUCACAUGCACUCAGUGUGGGAAGAGUUUUAGCCAAUUAUCGCACCUUAAUCAACAUAUGAUGAUCCACACUGGAGAGAAACCGUUCACAUGCAUUCAGUGUGGGAAGAGUUUCAACAAAUCAUCAUCGCUUUACAGACACAUGAGGAUCCACACUGGAGAAAAACCAUUCACAUGCACUCAGUGUGAGAAGAGUUUUAUCCAAUCAUCAUCCCUUAAUGAACACAUGAUGAGCCACACUGGAAGGAAACCAUUCAUAUGCACACUGUGUGGGAAGAGUUUCAGCCAAUCAGCAUACCUUAUUAAACACAUGAAGAUCCACACUGGAGAGAAACCAUUCACAUGCCCUCAGUGUGGGAAGAGUUUCAUGAAGUUAUCACACCUUAAUGAACACAUGAGGAUCAACACUGGUGAGAAACCAUUCACAUGCCCUCAGUGUGGGAAGAGUUUCAGCUGCUCAUCAUACCUUAAUAAACACAUGAGGAUCCACACUGGAGAGAAAUUAUUCACAUGCUCUCAGUGCGGGAAGAGUUUCAGCCAAUCAUCAUCCCUUAUUAAACACAUGAGGAUCCAUACUGGAGAGAAACCAUUUACAUGCCCUAAGUGUGGGAAGAGUUUCAACCAAUCAUCAUCCCUUAAUAAACACAUGAAGAUUCACACUGUCAAGAAACCAUUCACAUGCACUUACUGUGGGAAGAGUUUCAGCCAAUCAUCAAACUUUAAUAAACACAUGAGGAUCCACACUGGAGAGAAACCAUUCACAUGCACUCACUGUGGGAAGAGUUUCAGCCAAUCAUCAAACUUUAAUAAACACAUGAGGAUCCACACUGGAGAGAAACCAUUCACAUGCACUUACUGUGGGAAGAGUUUCAGCCAAUCAUCAAACUUUAAUAAACACAUGAGGAUCCACACUGGAGAGAAACCAUUCACAUGCACUCACUGUGGGAAGAGUUUCAGCCAAUCAUCAAACUUUAAUAAACACAUGAGGAUCCACACUGGAGAGAAACCAUUCACAUGCUCUCAGUGUGGGAAGAGUUUCAGCCAAUCAUCAAAUUUUAAUCAACACAUGAAGAUCCACACUGGAGAGAAACCAUUCACAUGCACUCACUGUGGGAAGAGUUUCAGCCAAUCAUCAAACUUUAAUAGACACAUGAGUAUCCACACUGGAGAGAAACCAUUCACAUGCCCUCAGUGUGGGAAGAGUUUCAGCCGAUCAUCCACCUUGUCUCUACACAAGAAGAUCCACACCGGUAAAAAAACAUUCACUUGCACUCAGUGUGGGAAGAGUUUUAACUGCUCAUCACACCUUAAUCAACACAUCAGGAUCCACACUGGAGAGAAACCAUUCAGAUGCACUCAGUGUGGGAAGAGUUUUAACUGCUCAUCACACCUUAAUGAACACAUGAUGAUCCACACUGGAGAGAAACCAUUCACAUGCACCCAGUGUGGGAAGAGUUUUAGCAAAUCAUCGUCGCUUUAUAGACACAUGAAGAUCCACACCGGAGAAAAACCAUACACUUGCACUGAGUGUAGGAAGAGUUUCAGCCAAUCAUCAUCCCUUAAUCUACACAUGAGGAUCCACACUGGAGAGAAACCAUUCACAUGCACUGAGUGUGGGAACAGUUUCAGUAAAUCAUCAUCGCUUUAUAGACACAUGAAGAUCCACACCGGAGAAAAACCAUUCACUUGCACUGAGUGUGGGAAGAGUUUCAUCCAAUCAUCAUGCCUUAAUGUACACAUGAGGAUCCACACUGGAGAGAAACCUUUCACAUGCACUCAGUGUGGGAAGAGUUUCAUCCACUCAUCACACCUUAAUCAACACCUCAUGAUCCACACUGGAGAGAAACCAUUCAAAUGCCCUCAGUGUGGGAAGAGUUUUAGCCAAUCAUACCUUAAAAAACACAUGAAGAUUCACACUGGUGUGAGAGAGUAUAUGUGCUUGGAGUGUGAGAAGACUUUUAUUACAGCUGCAGAAUUGAAACGGCACAAGAGGAUACACACUGGAGAAAAACCGUACAAGUGUUCACAGUGCAGUAAGAGGUUUGCUCACUCAGGAACCCUGAAAGCACAUCAGAGGAGCCACACCGGAGAGAAACCAUUCACAUGCACUCCAUGUGGGAAGAGUUUCAGCCGCUCAUCAUCCCUUAAUCUACACAUGAUGAUUCACACUGGAGAGAAACCAUUCACAUGCACACAGUGUGGGAAAAGUUUUUACUGCUCAUCAAACCUUUAUAGACACAUGAAGAUCCACAAUGGAGAAAAACCAUUCACAUGCACUCAGUGUGGGAAGAGUUUCAGCCGAUCAUCAUCCCUUAAUAAACACAUGAGGAUCCACACUGGAGAAAAACCAUUCACAUGCACUUGAGCCACGGUCACACUGGACUUUUCUCCCCAUAGACUUCCUUUCAUACGCAUGUGAAUGCAUCAGACAUGAAACGCAAGUUCGUGUAUCAAGUUUUGCAGUUCACUGCGUUGCAAAGUUCAAGUUUGGUGAACUCUGACCUGCAAAAUCAUAUCACUUGACUCGAAGAUCAAAACAUGACCUCUCUGGACAGAAAUGUAUAUUAUGGACCA